Dicrocoelium dendriticum is the source of this 555-nucleotide messenger RNA. The record is from the annotation of a GenBank genome assembly. NCBI's taxonomy places the organism in Eukaryota, Metazoa, Platyhelminthes, Trematoda, Plagiorchiida, Dicrocoeliidae.
AUGUUCCUGUACGACGCCAAAGCAGGGGUAACGUUCGAAUCUUGGUAUAAGCGGUACGUAGACCUGUUCACCGUUGACUUGGCUUGCCAGGACGGGGCGUGGAAGGUCCGGCUGCUUCUGCGCAAACUUGGUACGCUCGGACACCAACACUACACCAACUUCAUCUUGCCGAGGAACCCACGUGACGUUACCUUUGAGGAGACGGUCCGAACGUUGUCCCAGAUUUUUGGCGGGCAGUCCUCUCUGUUCAGUGCUCGUUAUCAGUGUCUGCAACCGGCCAAGUGUGAUGCCGACGACUUCAUCACGUACGCGGGCGUGGACAACCGUGAAUGCCAACGUUUUCGACUUGGUCUGCUCACCGAGGACCAAUUCAAAUGCCUGCUUUUCGUCUCUGACCUCCAGUCUCCACACGAUGCCAAUACCCGGACGCGCCUCCUGUCCAAGCUACAACUGGAUAGCUCAGUCACACUUCAGAACCUGAACGAGGAGUGUCUAACGCUGCUCAACCUGAAGCACGAUUCUGCCAUCAUCCAGAACGCCGCCGCACCUGAUAUG